AUGAAGAUGAAGAUGGAUCUCUCUUUCACUCUCCCCGACGAAUUAAUAGUAGAGAUUUUGUUGAGGUUACCAGUGAGAUCUUUGUUGCGUUUCAAAUGUGUGUGUAAGUCAUGGCUCACUUUUAUUUCCGAUCCCCAAUUUGCAAAAUCCCAAUUUGACCUAGCUACACCCACCCACCGCCUUUUUCUUGAACCUGCUUACCCUCCUUUAGUUGUACCCAUAGAUACAGAGGCAUCUCUUCACGAUGAUUCUGCUAUAGUACAUCUUACUGUUCCGCAUACAUUAUUCCCUUCCCUUCAUUCUUAUUAUCUUCAAAUUUAUGGUUCUUGCCGAGGAUUUAUACUUUUAAGAUAUGUUAACUAUGAUAAUAUUUUUCUAUGGAAUCCUUCAACUGGUGCCCAGAAACUACUACCAUACCCUCAUCAACUGGUGCCCAGAUACAGGGAAGAAUUUCUAUAUGGUUUUGGGUAUGAUUCAUCAACUGAUGACUACUUGAUAGUUAUUUGGGUGUGGCACACUGAUUGGAAAUCUGACAUCCAUUUUUUCUCUUUCAAAACAAAUUCAUGGAACAAAACUGAGGGUAUCAAUUUUCCACAUGGGGAUUAUCUCGAGGAGAUAUUCAGGUUUGGGUUACUCCUCAACGGGGCUCUUCAUUGGUUGGCUUACCCUAAUGGUUCUGUUAUACAUAAUACAAUUGUUGCCUUUGAUUUGACUGAAAGGAGUUUGUUGGAGAUUCCUUUGCCACAUAAUCUUACCAUGGCAAUGAUGGCUGAAUGUUACAAUUUGGUGGUAAUCGGUGGAUGUCUCAGUCUGUGUAAUGAAUUGAGCAUGGAGACGGGUGCAAUGGUUAACAUAUGGACGAUGAAAGAAUAUAAAGUCCAGUCAUCUUGGACUACGACUAGGGUUUCGUAUACUUGUGACAUUGGGGACAAUUUUUCCCCAUUAUGGUUCACCGAAGAUGGUACAUGGGACUUAUUUUCCCCAUUAUGGUUCACCAAAGGUGGUGAUAUUGUUGUUGGAUCAAAGUUCAGUGGAGUAUUAAUGAAACUUAAUGAUAAAGGAGAGCUGCUUGAGUAUCACACGCAUAGUCCAUUCUUAGAGGUGGUUGAGGAUCGCAGGCAUAGUCCAUUCUUAAUAACUGCAAUGUAUAGAGAGAGUCUGCUAUCACUCCCUGACUUAGGGAAAGCAAAAGAUGACCAUCACUAA
This is a messenger RNA of Gastrolobium bilobum, 1206 nucleotides long. Its product is annotated as F-box/kelch-repeat protein At3g23880-like. Lineage: Eukaryota; Viridiplantae; Streptophyta; Magnoliopsida; Fabales; Fabaceae. The coding region runs from base 1 to 1206 and encodes 401 amino acids. Gene Ontology annotation, molecular function: protein binding. The transcript has a single exon. The record is from RefSeq and is a predicted model, not a curated record.